Molecule: messenger RNA, 346 nt
Organism: Staurois parvus
Lineage: Eukaryota; Metazoa; Chordata; Amphibia; Anura; Ranidae
Source: the annotation of a GenBank genome assembly
CUGAUAGACGGCACUGACUGGCAUCACUGCUGGGCACUGACUGGCGGCACUGACUGGCACAACCGCUGGGCACUGACUGGUGGCACUGACUGGCAGCACUGCUGGGCUGCACUGGUGGGUGGCACUAGUGGGCAGCACUGGUGGGUGGGCACAGGUGGGUGCACUGCUGGGCACAGGUGGGUGGAACUUGCGGGUGGCACUGCUGGGCACCGAUCAUCAGGGCACUGAUCUUCAGUGCCCUGAUGAUCGGUGCCGAUCCCCGCUCUGACAACUGCCGGUUCUCGGCAGUACUUUCCUCACGAUCUGACAGCGUGAGGAAAGUGCAGCCGAGAACCGGCACUUGCAU